ACAAAAUAGCAGCUACUUGUCUCUAAGUUGUUGCCUAAUCCGUUCCGGAUUCGGCUGCGAUGGGUUCCGGAUUCUUGUUCGGCAAGGUGGAUGAGAGUAUUCGCAGUAACAUCGCCUGGAAGGACUUGAGUGCGGACGUGCGAAAGGCUCUGAACGACGAUGAGAACGUGUAUCGUAAGCGAAUUAUCAAUUACAGCCUGCAAAACCAGCUCCGGUUCCGGGGAAAUAUCGUGUUCGGCGUGACGAAGAAUGAGAAGCGCUACUACGAGCGGCUGGUGGAAGUGAACAUAGAGGCCCUGCAUAUUUUCCCUUAUCAUCUCGCCGAUGUUAUCACCAAGGGGUUGCGCGUAACGCCAUUCAACUAUUACACAGACAUGAUAGUAUUUCUGCUGAAGAAUGACAAAAAUUAUGAUGCACUGCCGAACUUCACGGCAGCUGACUGUCUGCGGGUGCUGGGUGUUGGCCGAAACGAGUACCUUUCCAUCUCAAGCGACCUAAAGUCGAGUUCACCUCGUUCGUUUUUCAAGAAAAAUCCUUACCACUUUCUGCCAAAGUUUCCGCGCACCGUAACGAUGCACCCGUGGUGGAUUGUCGAGAUCGGCCACAUACUGGAGAAGGACGUAGAGAACGUGCCCAUCGACGAGAUCACGAUGAUCGAUCAGCUAAUCGACUGCGGGCCACAAACGGCCGGAACCCUGAACCUCGAAACCGUGCAAAAGCUGUACCGAAGGGGGCUCAUAUAUCUGGAUGUGCCAAUCAGUGGCGAGGAUCGCAUCAACAUUCCACCGUUACGCAACUUUGUGAUGAACCGUGUGGCCGGCGAUUACUUUGAGAAUCUGCUGUACAACGUAUUUGUGACGACCGACGAACAGUGCACAACUUCGGAGCUUUCGCAGAUACUACAAGUACCGGUGGACACGGUGAAGCGCGCUACGUCACUGUUCUGCAGGUUGGGGUUUGCGCAGAUCAAAAACGCGUUCAGUGAGUUUAAGCUGGACGACAGUUGGCUUCAGCAGCAGCAUCUGCAGCAGUUGUAUGGUGGAGAGGAUGUGGCGUCCUACAAUUACCAUGCACUGCUUCUAUCAGAAGUACCCCUCGAGGUGAAACCAUCGCCCGACGGAAGCGUCUCGCCAUCCUCGGUGCCCGUUUUCUUUCCUCCCUCCGAUCCGAGCAGUCCGACUUCGAUCGGCCCAUCCGAGUUGCCAAAGGUUGGGGCAGAGUCUGGUGGAACAGGUACGCUGAACCGCGCGAAGCGGGUUGGCUUUCUCUUUGAUUCCACCUUAACCGCCUUCCUAAUGAUGGGCAAUCUGUCGCCCGGGCUAAAAACGCACGCCAUCACGCUUUUCGAGGUGGGUAAACUGUGCGACGAAGGCAUGGCUGAUCUUCUCGAGGAGCUCGAAAAGGUGUCGAUGCUGGACGCGGAAUCGGAAGGAGAUGUUAGUCGGUACUUUAAUCAUGCCGUUCUGUUGCGAUCCACGAUCAUUGCGCUGAAAAGUUCACUCAAAAUUGAACUGGACCUGUUGCGGCUCGAAAGUAUUGAGGGGCUGGAUGUUCAGACGCGUAACCGACUGCUGGAGCGGAAGUAUAAGUACCUUAUAUCGGCAGCCCCACUCUCCGGGGCGCUGUCUAGUCAAUUUACGAUCCCAUUUUUCGGACAGUUCUACCAGAGCUCACCUGAAUCGCAUAUUUGGUCGAAGCUAUUCUACUACCACAUGGGAGGCUACGGGCCACCUUCGUUAUUUUUGAAGAAAGGCACGAUUUUGAAAUCAUUACCUCGAAUAUUCCUCGGCUAUGGGAAGCUUCUGGUCACCAUCGUCAAUACGGAUUCUUACGUUUUAAACUCGGAAAAGUUUUACACCUUGAAUGAUCAUUUGAAAAACGAAUGUUUGCUUAUACAAGGCUAUGGGCUAAACGAACCUGCCCAAGUGCAUUACGAACCGUUCCCUUUCAAUAUUAAUGAUGAAAAUAAUUGCUGGAGCCAGCACGGUGCGUGGAAUGGUCUAUCGCAAGUGAUCGACAUGAAGCGAACGUUCGGCUACGUUACUUUCAUCAAGACUGGUGUUCCUGAUCUGGGAUGUAACGAUACCAUAACGGCAGUCGUACUUAAAAGAAUUGAUGACAGAAGGCAGAAAGGUACGAGUAGAAAAAUGAAUGAAUCAAAUCCAACGUUUUCUUCCAAUGAUACGGAAACGCCCAACGAAACGAACAUUCCAUCGGAAGUUACAGGAACGAACGGUACGCCCUCCGAAGAAAAACAAGACAAUCAGGCGGUGCUCGAGAUGGCUGAAUCGGAUUCGGACACAGAAAUAUCGAGAAAGAAUUCGCUACAGCACGCAGGCGAAGAGUGGACAAUACUGGACAUAAAUUUCGGCAUUCCUCUAUUUGACGUGGACUGUAACACCAAAAUUUGCCAAUAUGUUGUACAACGUUUGUGCAAUGAGCAAAACAUAUCAACACUGAAGGAAGUCAAUCAGGCGAUGGAACGAAAAUACGUCGAAUUUAUUUCCCAAUGUCUGUUUUACGAAGAUGAUAACAGGGAACUGAAAAAGCCGCCAAAAUUACGCAUCAAUCUUGCAUACGCAAAAGGGAAAAUCCAAAGUUGGGAUGGAAAAUGAGCCGCUUCCGUCUCUUGGUACAACCGAUCCAUCCUUUGUCGCAACAACCGAUUCCAGUGAUUUUUUAGGUUUAUUUUAACAGCGAACGUAAUAAAACGAUAUAAUCGAUA
Messenger RNA from Anopheles bellator, 2725 nucleotides. Its product is annotated as protein FAM91A1. The coding region runs from base 60 to 2615 and encodes 851 amino acids. Lineage: Eukaryota; Metazoa; Arthropoda; Insecta; Diptera; Culicidae. The record is from RefSeq and is a predicted model, not a curated record. The transcript has 13 exons.